Molecule: messenger RNA, 3120 nt
Organism: Melospiza georgiana
Lineage: Eukaryota; Metazoa; Chordata; Aves; Passeriformes; Passerellidae
Gene: NEK10
Product: NIMA related kinase 10
Biological process (GO): protein phosphorylation
Molecular function (GO): protein kinase activity; ATP binding
Source: RefSeq, a predicted model, not a curated record
AUGCCUGAUCAGGACAAAAAGUUGAAGAGCACAGCAAAAGCAAUAAAAACAAAAGCCUUCUGGGAUCUCUAUGAGGUGGAUUAUUCUGAUCUAAAAAGGCUUCAGUCUCUCUUAAGUGUUCAGUCAAGGAACCAACAGCUUCCAGCUAUAUAUAUUGAAAGUGGUCAAACUAGUGUGACAAGAACUUGGCAAAAUGUCAAAAGCGAUGAACAGCAGUCCAAUGGUCAAUGCCAAGCAUCAACAGAAGCUGUUGAGCUUGAGAAAUUUAGUGUGACCUACAAGAAUGAGAGAAAUUUUAGCAAGCAUCCCAAGCAUCAGCUGUUUCAAGAUAUCUUUACAACAUUAGUUAAGGACAGAUUAAUUUACAGGCAAUGGGUUAUUCAAGCUCCGUGCAUGCAUUUUCUUAGAUUAUUAAUCUGCCUGAGAUUAUUAAUAAGAGAUCCAUGCUACCAGGAAAUGCUCCACAGCCUGGGUGGAAUUGAAAAUCUAGGUCAAUAUAUGGAAACAGUAGCAAAUUGUUAUCUCAAUUACAAGGAAGAGCAGCGCAAUGUAGACAAGUUGGUCAACAUGACAUAUAUUUUCCAAAAGCUUGCUGCUGUUAGAAAUCAAAGGGAAUAAGAUAUAACAAGUGGAGCACAUAAAACCUUAGUAAAUUUAUUAUUUGCCAGAGACAGUUAUGUGGUUUUUAGUGCCCUCCUUGCUCUGACUAGCUUAGUAGAACGUCCAGAAUGUAGAGAGGAGAUAAGUGAGAUUGUUGAGAACUUGCUGGUGAUAUUACAUGAAUAUGAUUUUCUCUCUAACAGGUUCAGAACAGAGUUGCUAUGACUCCUUUGUGCAGAGUCACGAGUCAAAGAGCAAAUAAAAAUGUACAAAGGAAUUCCAGUCUUGCUCAGUUUGCUCCAUUCUGAUUGCAUCAAAAUUCUAUGGAGUAUAGUUUGGAUUCUGGUACAGGUUUGUGAAGCUCCUGCGACUACUGUGGAAAUUAGGAUCUGGGGUAGAAUCAAGCAGCUCCUUCAUAUGUUACAGGAGUAGGUUUUCAGUCCUCAACAUUGUGGCAAUUCCAUUUUUAACACUGCAACUGCAGCAGGGAGAAUCCGGUAUCUUCAUUUGUCAGAUGAACUGAGUCCUGAUGAGAUACAAGAAAAUACUUGCUCACUUCAAGCAGCUAGUUGUGCUGCAAUUAUUGAACUAGUGCUCAAUGAGGCUAAUGCUUACCAGGUUGUACAAGCAAAUGCAAUAUAUACAAUAGCAAAGCUAAUUUUAUCAAACAAAGAAAGGAAUGCUGAAAAAGCCAGUUUAUUACAGAUAACUCCCUUUAUUAUCAUUUGUAGAAUAAAUAUAGGCCAAAUAAGCAUCGGAUGCCUCUUGGUUUUGCAUGUCAUUACCCCCGUAAAUGUACUGGUUAGAAAUGUAUUGAAGCAAAUUGCUGAAAGUACUGAGAACAUGAAUCAGAAUAAGGCACCCACAAAUCGUGUAGGCAAUGAUGCAAUUUUAGAGCACCUUGGCAGUGGAGCUUUUGGAAGUGUAUGUAAGGUUAGAAAGAAUAAUGGACAACAUCUCCUGGCAAUGAAAGAAGUCAAUUUACACAAUCCAGCAUUUGGAAAGGACAAGAAUGACAGAGACAGCAAUGUAAAAAAUAUUGUCUCUGAAUUAGCCAUCAUCAAAGAGCAGCUUUAUCAUCUAAAUGUUGUAUGGUAUUACAGAACCUUCUUGGAAAAUGACAGGUUGUAUAUAGUGAUGGAUCUCAUGGAGGGGGUGCCAUUGGGAGACCAGUUUCACUAUUUCAAGGAAAAGCAACAACAGUUUACAGAAGGAAUAUGGCAUAUAUUUAUCUGACUUUGUCUAGCUCUUUGUUAUUUGCAUAAAGAGAAAAGGAUUGUUCAUUGAGAUCUCACUGUGAGCAAUAUCAUGUUGGAGGAUAAAGACAAAGCUACAAUUAUUAAUCCUGAAGUUGUAAAGGGUGAGCUGUGUGGAGAGAAGGCUGAUGUCUGGGCUGCAGGAUGCAUCCUUGAACAGAUGGCCAUGGGCCCACCAGUUUACAGCACCAAUGUGCCCUCCUUAGCAACUGAGAUAGUAGGGGCUGUGUAUGAACCUGUGCCAGAAGGACUGUACUCUGAAAAAGUCUCAUUUACCAUUAAGAGAGAAUGUUCUUCCUGUGGCUGCUUGACUCCUGAUGCAGAAGCAUGUCCAGACAUGUUAGAAAUCACCUCACUUGUGCCUCAUGUGAUGAUGAAAUAUCUGGAAUUUUUAUCCACCUCUCAUCUUAUGCUGGAGAAGAAACUGGAUUGGGAGAGGAGACAAACCCAGUGGUACUUCAUGGAGGCCAAUUGAAAUGCAGUAACUUAUCACCAUCAACUUCCCAUUUUAUCACAAGUAUUUUCUCUGAAUGACAAUGAGAUAGACAUAGUGGACAAUUCAAGCAGCUCCAGUUCAAGUAAUUUGGAAGAGUCUGCUGUUGGUAUAAUUAAACAAAGUUUCAGUGUUUCUGAAAGACAGCCUCAGAUAAGAGAUUAUGUUGACAGUUCUGGAUAAAGACUGCGAUCAGCAUUGGCAGGAAUUGUUGAAUCACAAGGAAAGGUGCAUCAGAUCAGUGACCCUGUUCAGCAGAUUCUUGUUCAGCUGCACAAAAUUAUCUUCACCACUAAACUUCCUCCAGCUUUGCAAUGCAACUUGGAAAGGAGAAUCGUUGAGAGAUUCAAGAAGUCCCUUUUCAGUCAGAAGAGCAAUCCUUGUAAACUGGAAUCAGAAAUCAAAAAGGUGUGGUACACCAUUUACUACUUGUGUUCAAAUGCUGCUGAAUUGAUUGAACCCAAUAUCUUCACAACAGAUUGGCAUGGGGUACAUCUUUCUUCAGGUGGAAAUAUGCUGCUGCCAGAUGAUAGAAAAGGCAUUCUUGGCACUUCUGGCAUGGCAGAAGGGAUGACAUAUGAGCAGUUGCAGACUCUAAUUGAAGAGGUUCUAGAGGAAAGUGGUUAUUACAGUUUCUCUUCUUACAGAGGAAUUAUCACCAUCUCUGAUGGGCUCAGCCUUGGCCAGCAGCAGUGCUGGAGCCAGUGGGCAUUGGCUCUGUCAGACCUGGGGGAAGCUUCUGGCAGCUUCUCACAGAAGCCGCUCCUGUAG